Molecule: messenger RNA, 1248 nt
Organism: Prorocentrum cordatum
Lineage: Eukaryota; Dinophyceae; Prorocentrales; Prorocentraceae
Source: the annotation of a GenBank genome assembly
AUGCUGGCCUUCUGGCCGCCGCUUCAGGGCGUGGAGGAGGACGUGGUCUGGGUCGCGGGCUCGGAGGGGGCGGGCGAAGGCGGCGAGGAGGCCGUCCUCGAGCUCGUCGUGCGCGACUCGCGCAAGCCAGGCAGGGCGGCCGCCCCCGACCUCUGGGUGGUGCGCUCCACCUCGGCCUACGCCCUGCGGGAGCUGGCGCCCGCGUCGCUGAGUUCCGACGCGGGCCCAGCACUGCGAAGACGAGCGCAGAGUGCGCGAGGAGAUGCUGGAAGCCUUCGGGAGGCUGCUCGGCGUGGGCGACCGGCGGCCGCUCUACACGCCUCCGUGUUCCCGUGGGACCAUGCGCGGCCGAUGCGGCAGGUGGCCGCGGGUGGGGCAGCGUUCUCGCUGGACGCGGGCCGCCGGCUGGGGGCAUGCGGGGAUUUCUUCGCCGCGGGGGUCGGGCGCGCGCCGCUGGAGGGCGUGGAGGCCGCGGCGGUCAGUGGCUGGCAGCUCGGCGAGGCGCUGGGGGAGCUGCUGCUGCAGACGACGGGGCGCCUCGGGAGCCCUCGGCGCUCCGCGGCUUGGGAGAAGGCGCGCAGAGAGCUGCCCACGAGGCCCAGCUCCAAGGUGCCGGCCAAGGCCGGCACGGUGCAGCUGGGCGUCGACACGUACGGCGGCGGCCUGUGGCACACCUGGUUCGACCGGCCGCUGGGGCUGGCGGGGAAGGUGCUGGUUGGCUCUGGCAACGGCAUGUCUGAGCGCCUGGUGCACAUCCCAGAGCCCCUGUGCAUCAUCCCAAAUCUGGCGAUCCAUCUGACCACGGCCGAGGAGCGGAAGGCCUUCGAUUUCAACAAGGAGACGCAGCUGCGACCGGUGCUGUGCAGCGCGCUGCCCUCCCGCGAGGCAGCGCCCGCAGAGGGCGGCGACAGCGGCGAGAAGAAGGACGACGGCAAGAAGGGCGGCGAGCGACACCACCGCACCCUCCUGGACGAGGUCGCGAAGGCCGCGGGCGUCGAGCCCGAGGCCAUCCUGGACGUGGACCUCUGCCUGAUGGACGCUACGCCCCCCUGCGUCCUCGGGGAUUACGUCUCCACCCCGCGUAUAGACAACGUGCUCAGCACCUGGGCGGCCUUCGACGGCCUCAGCCGGAGGGUGGUGGCGCGGAGUCAUCUUGCGACGUGUGCGUGGCGGCGUCUUUUGACCACGAGGAGGUCGGCAGCGUCUCCGCCGCGGGCGCGGACUCGGCGAUCCUCGAGCGGUGGCUGA